This is a messenger RNA of Trichoderma virens Gv29-8, 2976 nucleotides long. RefSeq lists its product as uncharacterized. Gene Ontology annotation, cellular component: nucleus. Gene Ontology annotation, molecular function: histone binding. The annotation marks the transcript as partial. The record is from RefSeq and is a predicted model, not a curated record. The transcript has a single exon. Gene Ontology annotation, biological process: DNA damage checkpoint signaling; positive regulation of transcription by RNA polymerase II. NCBI's taxonomy places the organism in Eukaryota, Fungi, Ascomycota, Sordariomycetes, Hypocreales, Hypocreaceae.
CAGAGCGACGAACCCCCUACCGUGCCAAUUGGCGCUGGUAGGCCACAAGCAAAAGGCAUGGACACGUCACAGCAGACGCCCACGCAGCUCAAUGUAGAGCGAGACUAUGGCCAAUUCUACGGACCUCCGGGGUCGAGCCCACCGCCUGAUACUUUGCGCUCACACGACGAGCGUGAACGGACGCUGCAAGCUGACGAUACCGGUGCGGUCAACUUUGGGAACUUGAGUCCUGGGGUGCGUCCGUCUUCGCAAGUUUCAGAAGAUGCAGGGUUCGAAAAUACUCGUGGCGAAUGGAGAGUGCCGGACGUGACCUCGCAACAGCGGUCAAGCCAUGGCUACACUCCAUUGAAACCUGGAGGUCAGCUGCCAGAGACGCCAAUGCCACCGAAGAAUCCCUUUGCCGUUCCGAAUAAUGCAACCGCCGGUGUCCCUUUUGCAGGCACGCAGCUCUUCGAGCAGACUCCUGUGGUAACCUCUGCUGUGAAAAUCCACAGCCCUACGUCAUCCCGACCGUCACCAAACAUACUGCCCGACACGAUUUCCUUGAAUAUUAUCGAAACAUCUCCUUUGAGAAAUCGCGACAAUGUGUCCUCGCCAACCGUUUUGCAUACGUCGAGCCCUACUCGCCCGAAUAAUUUUCCCACAAACACAAGAAAGCCUAGGGUGUCUCCAAUUCGGGAAGAGGCAUUAGACGAAGACAGAGAUGCCCAUGAUGACAUGAUUCCAGAGUCACCGACUGUUCAACCGUUGAGACCAUACGGAAAUCGACAACCCCAAGCUCAUUAUGAGCCAAUGAAAAAGUCACAAGAGCGCAAAGCAAUAGUGGAGGAGGUCCCUCAGGGUAUUGACAGUGACUCAGACGAUGCUAUCAUAAGGAUGAGGCGUAAGAAGAAGAUGGAGAAAAUAAGACACCAGACUGCAGAAGAGAUGGAGAGGGUAAGAGUACAGAUACCCACACGGAGAGAUUUGAGUGACAGCCGGAAUCGAAAGAGAAGAAAGCUCUCCUCCGGUGGUGAAGAAGAGAAUCUCCUCGAUAAAAAUGCAAGCUCAGGCCAAAUGGAGCUUGCUAGUGCCCGCAUUGAUAUGCAGAGUUCUCACAAAGGAUCAAGUUUGCCUGAGCAGGGUCUAUCAGCCGGAUCCACCAAAGCAACCCCAAGAGAUACAGUAUCAGGCGAUGGCAGCAGAAAAGUUGCAGCUAUUCGAUCAGGCAGAAGUAAAGAGGCAGCCUCCGAGGAGAUGAUUCCCGCUACUAGCCCUGUGAGAUCCUUAUCAACAGGCGCUCAGCGCGGCCCUCUACUUGCCUCUGAACCCGAUCUGCCUCCAUUAGUCGAGAGUGUGGCGAGGGAAAAGGAGGCCGAAAACGAAGCGGAAACUUCAUCCUUGCCUCCACCCCGUCGACAUGCACAAAGAGUCUACGGCAAACAAGUACAAAGCCGUCGUCGAAAUAGAAUCAUUACUUCAUCAGAAACUAAUGAGAGAGUAUCAGCGGAGCCAGAUACCGAAGCCCAGAAGGGCCUUGGAAGUGCUAAUAAGGCACUUGCUAUACCUACCAGAUCGGCCGUGGCUCGAAGAUUGGCCGAACAGGGUGAGCCAAUGCAGACAGGCAACACAGAAACAGAGCUACCGAAAUCGUCCCCUCCAAGCUCUCGUUCUGCAGCGACCGCAGCAGCAUCGUUUCGGACUCAGAGGCGCGAUCGAUCACCUCUUACACCUGUGCACCGUCGUGCGUUAGAUCGGGGGGCUCAUACCUCGUCAAGUUUAACAACCUUGUCAACGCCAGUGAUUUCUGGGAAAAAUACACCAGAUACACAGGCCUCCUUAGCAUCUGACGAACCAAAAUCAACUUCCAAUCUACCUUCCCCAGCUCAGAGUCGAAAGACGAGGGCUCGAAAUACGGGACGGGAAUCAAGAGAGAAGACUCCACAGCAACCCAUCAAGGCGAUGAAAACGAGUAUGCGAUCUGCACGUGUAGAACCUAGUUCUACCGAUGAACUGCAACAAACACCAUCAAGCAGUGCUGCCGAAUUGGGCGUUUCCUCACUGAGAUCUAGUAGGAUCUUUAAGCAAAGCAUCGGAUCUACGUUUCGAGGACGAAGACUGUUUGAAGGCAUGGUAUUUGCGAUAUCAAUGUCGCCUGACAAGGGGAAUCAAAAGACUCGUGCAAAUCUGGAGACAAAGAUUAAGCAAGCGGGUGGCCUCAUCUUGGAAUCUGGCUUUGAGGAGUUGUUUGAGCCUUCUACUGUCAUGAGCACCUACGACGUACCAGUUGGUGGUGAUGCAGAACCUCUCAGUCUAUCUAAGCAGAGCCUAAGCUAUGGUUUUACCGCACUGAUAGCAGAUAAUCACUCGCGGAAAGUCAAAUACAUGCAAGCAUUGGCCUUAGGGUUGCCUUGUCUUGCAUACCAGUGGGUAAUGACGUGCCUCAACAAGGGAACUCUGAUUGAUUGGGAGCCCUAUCUCCUCGCAGCCGGAUCAUCUGCUGUUUUAGGAAAUGCCGUGAGAUCUAGAUGCUUGCGUCGAUACGAUGCUGCAGAUGCCAGGCUCGUAGAGAUGGUUGAGCAACGACCACAAUUACUUGCAGGCGAAAAGCUACUUGCACUUGUGGAUGAUUCAAGAACACGGAAUGAAGGAAAGAAGAAGAAGAGCGACCCAGAGAAAAAGCCGUACAUGUUUCUCGCUCAGGCGCUGGGUCCGUCUAUAUCAUGGGUUUCAACGAUAUCGCAGGCUCGUGAACUGCUCGAGGCACACGACAAGGCAGGCAAACCGUACACCUGGUUAUACAUGGAUGAAUCCAUCGGCCCUGUUGAAUCGGUGCUCACGAUAUCCGAGCCCACGGGGAAGAAACGGCGGAGAUCUCAGGGGCCGUUGGCAACGAGGAAUGUUCGUGUCUUGUGCGAUGAGCUUAUGAUUCAAAGCCUCAUUCUCGGCAGAAUGGCAGAGGAAGAUGAAAUGGAUUACGCGGGAGAGAAGAAUUGA